This is a messenger RNA of Carica papaya (papaya), 1985 nucleotides long. Lineage: Eukaryota; Viridiplantae; Streptophyta; Magnoliopsida; Brassicales; Caricaceae. The record is from RefSeq and is a predicted model, not a curated record.
AUGGGAGAAUCUAGUAAAGUCAAGGCUCUUUCUACCACUAUCGGUGAACGUGAAGAGGGAACUACUGAUAAACAAGAUCCAUCUUCUGAGUAUGAUAGAAAGAGGAAACCUCAGGAAGCACAGUCCAUCUUUGACAGUUUGGUUGAAGGAGGUCAUAGACUUUCUCUGGUUACAUACACAACCCUCCUGGCUGCCUUGACCAUGCAGAAGCAGUUCAAAUCUAUACAAACAAUUAUCUUACAGGUGGAACAGAACGGAAUGAAGCUCGAUUCAGUCUUUUUCAAUGCUGCUAUAAAUGCAUUCUCUGAAUCUGGGAACAUGGAAGGGGCUUUCAAGACUUUCUGGAAGAUGAAGGAGAGUGGAUUGAAACCCACCACUAGCACUUAUAACACAUUAAUAAAAGGAUAUGGAAUUAUUGGUAAGCCUGAAGAAUCUCUGAAACUCCUUGAACUGAUGUCCCAAGAGGGAAAUGUGAAACCCAAUCUAAGAACAUAUAAUGUACUUCUUAGAGCAUGGUGCAACAAGAAGAAUAUUAAAGAGGCCUGGAACGUGGUAUAUAAGAUGAUGAGAUGUGGGAUUCAACCUGAUGUGGUUUCAUACAACACAAUAGCAACAACUUAUGCUCAGAAUGGAGAGACAGAACAAGCUGAAGGGAUGAUUUUGGAGAUUCAGAACAAUAAUGUGCAACCCAAUGAACGAACCUGUGGGAUUAUUAUUAGUGGAUAUUGCAAGGAAGGUAGAAUAAAGAAGGCUCUAAGUUUUGUACAUAAGAUGAAGGAACUUGGAGUGCAGCCUAAUCUUGUCAUGUUUAACUCACUGAUCAAAGGUUUUGUUGCCAUCAUGGACAGGGAUGGGGUUGACGAGGUUCUAACACUAAUGGAGGAAUAUCAGGUGAGACCAGAUAUAAUAACAUUUAGCACGAUCAUGAAUGCAUGGAGCACAGCAGGAUUCAUGGAUAAGUGCAGAGAAAUCUUUGAUGACAUGGUGAAGGCUGGUAUAAAACCUGAUGCACAUGCAUACAGCAUUUUAGCUAAAGGUUAUGUGCGAGCACAAGAGCCAGAGAAAGCUGAAGAGCUCCUGGAAACCAUGAUUCAAUCUGGAUGCCGCCCAAAUGUUGUGAUUUUCACAACCACCAUCAGUGGAUGGUGCAGUGCUGGCAGAAUGGACAAUGCCAUUAAGAUUUUCAACAGGAUGUGUGAAUAUGGAAUUUCUCCUAAUUUAAGAACCUUUGAGACAUUGAUGUCAGGAUAUAGUGAAGCAAAGCAGCCAUGGAAAGCAGAAGAGAUUCUCCAAAUUAUGGCAGAGUUUGAUGUUCAGCCUGAGAACUCUACUGUCUUGGUCCUAGCAGAAGCUUGGCGGGCUACUGGAUUGACCAAAGAGGCAAAUAGAAUAUUAAGUAGAGCGAAAAGUAGAGAAAAACAGAGAACCUACCCAAUUGAAGCAGGGGAAGAGAUAUCAUUAGAAAAAUUAGCCUAUUCUAGUAUACUACAGAUACCGAAUGCUUUUACAAAUGACCAAAAAGCAACAGGUGCAGCUCAGAGAAGAGGUCGGAUGGUGUCGAGAUACACUGAGUUUUUGGCUGCAAAGUCCAAGUGUCUUUCGCAUACAUGUAAAUUCGGAGCAAGGUCACUCAUUAUUUGGCAUAAGCUAUCUCAAGGGCAGUUCUGUACAUAUGCUCACUUUGCAGCUUCAUGUACAACUGUUUUCUUAAACUGACAAGCAGAGAAAUGAUAAAAUAGGGGAGAGCCAGAGGUGUUCAAAUGUCAAAUGUCCGGGGGAAAUUCUGCCGUCACCUACAUUUUCUCUAUCAUCCUUAUUGUUAUUUUCUUUUUGUUGCUCCUUGCCGGAAAUGGAAAGUUACAUAUAUAAUGGCUUUAGUUAUUAUCAGUCCAACCAUCGAUUUAUACCGUUGACAUGAAAGAAUGUAAAUAUUAAGUCUCUCUCUGUGAUGUACAAUGCUUUGUGGUUAUCAUUUUUUUUAUUUA